Orbicella faveolata is the source of this 1947-nucleotide messenger RNA. RefSeq names its product galactose-3-O-sulfotransferase 2-like. Gene Ontology annotation, molecular function: galactosylceramide sulfotransferase activity. Gene Ontology annotation, biological process: glycolipid biosynthetic process. Gene Ontology annotation, cellular component: membrane. The record is from RefSeq and is a predicted model, not a curated record. Lineage: Eukaryota; Metazoa; Cnidaria; Anthozoa; Scleractinia; Merulinidae.
CUACUACAAUUUGGUCUAAACAUUAGAAAAAAAUAGACCAAAUUUCCAUUUUUGGAGAUAAAAGCAGGUACAUGUUGCUAAACUGGUAAUUGAUUCAACGAAGAAACCUACGAACCAGUCGCUUUUAUUUGAUUUGGUUCAUGUUGCGUGUGACAACAGCACGUGCUUAAUCCUGCGCCAUGCGUCCGUCACAUCUGAAAUUGAUUGUUGAAUAGUUAUGAAAGUAAUUCGAUGCUGGGAUUCCAUCGACAUGUUUCGUGACGCUUCAGAGGGAAGACGAAAAUGAAGUUCAAGAGUUUCCUGCUUCUGUGUUUCCUCGGUUUAAGUUUAAUGAGCUUCAUCGCCACACUUCUACUGCCGAGAAUCAAGGAGAAGAACUUGCUCCGUUUCCCUUUCGACACUUUGUUGAGGUACGCAGAAUUCCUUCACCUUAACAUCAGUCUAUUCGACGGAAAUACACAUGACUCCUCGAGUGACGACUCGAGCCAGCCGUCCUCUGGAGCAUCAUGGCUUGAGAAGACUGGGUCAAGAAAUGUUAGUGCCGUCGAUCGAGAGUUUUGGGAUUUACUACAAAAUGCUAAGAGGCAAUCUGAAGACGAAAGUAAUGACAAUGACGAUGUUGAUGAUGACGAAAUAGAAUUAGAGGAGGAAGACGGAAAGCAAGAGUCUUCGACAAAAACAAGCCAUGUACAAUACGACGAAUUAAGCUGCAAGCCUCACCAGGAGAUCGCCUUUCUCAAAACUCAUAAAACCGGAAGCAGUACUCUAACAAAUAUCCUCAACCGCUAUGCAGACCUCAGAGAGCUCAAAAUGGCACUUCCGGCGCAACAUCUGUAUCGCUUCGGCUGGCCUGGGUAUUUCCACUGGCAUGCUGUGGAUCUGUGGCGGCUAAACGGGGAACCAGCUCACGUGCUCUGUAACCACGCCCGCUAUAAUAGGCCCGCAAUGGAAGUUAUCAUGCAAAGUGACACUAAAUACAUUACAAUUCUACGUGAUCCCGUUUAUCAAUUUGAGUCGACAUUCAACUACAUGGAAUUGUACCGUUUCUUUAAACUGACAAACUAUUCCAACCCUUUGCAGGUUUUUCUAAGAAAUCCUCAUGGGUAUCUUAAGAAUUUAACAAGAACCGUUAAGUCGUUUCCAGAAUCGAUGCACCUUGUGAGAAACGGUAUGUUUUUUGAUCUAGGUUUGCCGCCAUCUGCACAGGACAACGACAAGGAAAUUCGCACUGCCAUAAAAAAGGUCGAGAGCGAGUUUUCGCUUGUUCUUAUUAUGGAAUAUUUCGACGAGAGCCUUGUUUUACUCAAGCGAGAAUUUUGCUGGGAUAUAGAUGACGUCAUUUACAUCAAACAAAAUCAAAGAAAGGCAGGUAAUAAUACAUCGAACAGAGCUUUAUCGACUCAGCUCAAAUAUAUGAUAAGAGACUGGAACCGAGCGGACGUGCUGCUCUAUGAGCAUUUUAACAAGACAUUCUGGGAGAGAAUCAAGCGACACGGUGAGGGAUUCUAUAAAGACCUCGCGGACUUAAAACGAAAAAACGUAGAGAUGUUCAAUGACUGUGUUUCCCCAGAAGAGGUCACGGAAAUCGCAUUUCGACUGAGCGGGCAGAUACGUGGUUUUAAGCUUAACGAAAGGGUUUCUCGUUACAACAGAUACUUGUGUGAAAAGUUACUCACAAAUGAAAUAGACUACAUUCAUUAUUUCCGACGAAAACUGCACCCGUACUACGGGUAUCAAAAGCAGCUUAGAGCUUCCGGAAAAACACGCCAGGCGGGGGAAAACGUUAUUGUUAAAAGAAUUAGUGCCAUGAAAUCAGUUAAGCCGCUCUAAAGAAUUCAUAAGCUAUAUUAAACGAGUAUCUCGCUUUAUUGCAAAGCGUCCUUUUUUAAAUACAUGCCAUUGUAAUUAUUCUGAUGUCACGUGGUAUGUGCUAUGGUACAGUGUGUU